CGCUAGCUCCCCGCCAGCUCCCGCUUGCUCCCUGCCCACUCCCGGGGGGACGUUUCGUGCCGCGGCCACCGCGGCCACCGCUUCUUUCACACUUUAGUUGGGAGCCGCGCGCCGCGCUCAGUUACUGGAGAGCUGGCCGCGCGCCGCCGCCUCCCGCACGCACGCACACACGCGGGCCCGGCUGGCUUCGGGCUUUUCUGCUUUUACUCCAAGCGGCAGGGAGGAGGGGGACACCCCGGACACACUGUGGGGAGGAGGAAGAAGAGGAGCAGGAGGGAGGAAGAAAAAAAAGGCCAGGAGGAAAGAGGGCGGGGGGCGGGAGGCUUGCCACCUUCAGCCCCCCCCCGCGAGUGCCCAAGGCCCAGGGAGACAUUCAGAGUGAGCAACUGAGCAUUGAAGUGGAGUCUGGAGGCCCAGGAUUCUCUUCGGCUGCAGCUGUGCUGUCUCAGACAGGUGCACACAUCUUGACCAACUCAGAAGCAAGGUGGAUUUCCUUUGUGUUUAAAGAGAACAAAAAUGUGCCUGUGUCUGUAGAGAUGAUUUGCAGUUCAGCCCGGCUGAAGCUGACCGAAUGAGACUAUGGGCUGUGCCUCCGCCAAGCAUGUAGCCACGGUUCAAAAUGAAGAGGAAGCCCAGAAAGGGAAGAACUACCAGAAUGGAGAUGUAUUUGGUGAUGAGUAUAGGAUCAAACCAGUGGAAGAGGUCAAGUACAUGAAAAACGGGGCAGAAGAGGAGCAGAAAAUAGCAGCCAGGAACCAAGAAAACUUGGAAAAAAGUGCCAGCUCAAAUUCGAGACUUAAAACUAAUAAAGAAAUUCCUGGAUUAGUUCAUCAACCCAGAGCAAACAUGCACAUCUCUGAAAGCCAACAAGAAUUCUUCAGAAUGCUGGAUGAAAAAAUUGAAAAGGGUCGGGAUUACUGUUCGGAAGAAGAGGAUAUCACAUAGCACCAACUCCCCCUCUCAGACCAGGAACUACUACUGUGUAAAUAGGUUACACCCCAGUUGAAAUCUUUGCAAAGGUCGGUUCUCUUCAAGAAACAGCACUAUAGCAAAAGAAGAUACCAUACGUAUUCCCCAUUAAAUUACAGUGUUUCUUAAUGAACUUGCAAAGGAAUAUUGCUAAAACAAAAAAACUAAAAAACAAACAAAAACUGUUAUUGAACUUUCUUUGUUGCUGCUAGUUAAAACUUGUUGCAACUUUUCACUUUUCUUGUGUCCAGAUAUGCAGCAAAAUUCUGCAAUUUCACCCUAAAGAUACUAUUGGUUUUACAGAUGCUCUCCAACCUAUUUUCUAUAAGAUGAGGUAGUGGUGAACUCAGAUAUCCAACUUCUAUUCUAGACCAGUUCUGCUUCUAAGUCAAGCAUCUCCUUCCCACUCUUUACUCCCCUUCUCUCCCAAGACGGCCUGAGCCUUGCUUCUCACUGGCAAUGUUGAGCUUUGGAAAUGGGAUGGUUGCUAUGGCAAGCCUUGUUUCUCUGCUCAGAAGAAGUAGGGAUGCUAUUAUCAAUAUAAAAAGCAUGUUGUGACCUGAUUCCUGGAAGUGACAUGGGAGCAAGCAGCAGAUUGUGCCAUUUAAUAGGCGUUUAAAUCGAGAGUGAUGCUUGCAAGAUUGAUUGGCUUUGCUCAGACGCAGAUGGAAGUGUGAUCACAAUCAGUUUGAAUCCCUCUGCCUCACUUUUUUUUUUCUAAGAAAUAAACAUUUUACUGUUUUUAUGUAUCUUUGUCUUCUCCCAUUCAUCCAGCUCAGUGUUUUUAAAGAUGAUCCCAGGUGUGGAAAGUUGAUCCCUCCUUCACGGUGACACUGAUCUUUGGCCUAAGUGGUUCCCUAUGCUCCGUUAACAGUCAAAGCAAAGUUUAGAAGGGCUGUGAGUGGUCAGAGGAAAUGAGGGGACACUCCAUGGCUUUUUAGGAGGGCCUGAAACCACCCUAUCUCUUACCUUUCUCUUUGUUAGCAAAUAAAAACAUCCUACUUUGUAAUUUUUCCCCUUUACAAAACUACGUGAGCCUUGCCACCUCCUUCCCUUCUUACUUCUAGCCCUGGAUCGAACGGUGAAAAAUGUUUGCUUACUCAAAAACAUAGAACAUUUACACUGGUGAUGGUGUUUGGAGAUGCGAAAGCCCCCAGCAAUGGUGGGGAAUGUUGACUGUAUGUUCAGUAGAGUUUAUUUUUCCAUACUGUAUGAAGAGAAUGAUCUCUUCUCAAAGACUAAAGUAAUAUUUUUAACAAAUAUUGUGACAAGUAAAUAGCAAUCAAAAGGAGAAAAUAACUUUUGUAUUUUUUUAAUAUGUUUGAUAGCUUUGAUGAGGGUUCUCUUUGUUACUUUCGGGGGAGGGGGCCCUAUUAAAUGCUAAGUUAGCGGUCCAGGGUUGGGUUUCUCCCACAAAAAAAGAAAAAAAAAAACUGCAGAAGAAGCACUGUGUGUUUCUUUCUUUUGGAGCUGUGAGUUUCAGGUUCUAUUUAAUAUCAGUCACACUGUCACCUUUCAAGGUGAAUAGUGUGAAGGUGGGUAGCUCUGAAUUGUCAAAAGUUUGCCUGCCAUAAAACAGAAUAAGGAGCUAAAUUUGUACUUGCUGAGAAUAGCCUUGACUUUCAAAUCCAUCCACAAAAUUGAUGACACCAUUGAUGUGCUAAUGGUGACAUUCCUUACCUCCAUUCUGACCUGGGGCAGCCAAAGUGAGAGGAAUCAAAAACUCAGUCAAGUGCUAUAGAAAAUGAACUCAAAUGUUAACAACAAAAUCCCUUAAUUCUUGCAGCCAGCAACAGCUAUUUUGGGGAGCAGCCGGUUGUUACAUAAAUACAGAUGCAGCCAAAAUCUAAGGCUUUUCAUCCUACUUCAAGCAGAAAAAUGCAGGGAGAGGCAAGUAGUCUAGGGUUUUAAGUUCCCUCCCCUUGUAGAGUUUUUAGCCAAGUGAGGAAAAUAGUUUUCCUCAAGUGUAAACGAACUGCAAAGCCCCACCUCAAAUUUGUUCACUGGGGACUUUGUUCACUGUGACGUGAAUGACCUUUUCCCCAUCUUGUGUUCUUAUCAAGCAAGAAUGAAGCAAAUGUUAAACGUCUUCCAUUUGACUUGUUGUCUCACAGUACAGUGUCUUCCCAGAAAAUCAUCACCCUCUACCCGAAGAUGAAACACACUCAUAUGGUUUUCCUCAAAGCCACGCUUAACAUUCUGACAUGUUGCACGUGUACACAGAACCAAGCAUUUCUUGGGAACCUGACUUGAGUGUUUAAUAAAACUGUAAGUGUCGUUCCCAUGAACCAGCAGCUUCUCACUUGGAGUUCUGUCUCCUGUGUGUCACACUGGAUGCAUCUUUGCUGUGCAACAGUGAUGACAUCUUCAGACACAUGUGGUGCCUCUAGAAAUAGGUCUAAGAAGUAGGGUGCUUGAGUGGGUUGGCAUGAAAUACUUGAUUAUGUUAGCGACACUCAAAACUGUCUGUUUUCCAUUUGUUGGUUUUAAUCAUAAAGUCGUCAAGUGAUUUGUGUUUGUACUUUAUUUUUUUUAUGCCUUCUGAAAGGAUCUAAAACAAAAAUAUCUUGCCUUUAUCCCCCUGUUUAUCCAAACAUUCAGCAGAUCGGCUGAGAUACAAUGAAAAGAACCAUCCCAUGGAUGAGCUGGUACAUUCUGCUAGUAGUCUCUGUAGGAAUCGGGAAUUGAAAGCAGGGAGGGACAGAAGUGGCCAGGUGGAUGGAGGAAGAAAAAUGACAAGAAAGCAUUUAGCAGAGUGUUGUGUGCUGGGGCAAAGGAAAUCCCACUGUCUACUGGCCAGUGGGUGGGUUAGGACUGCCAGCAAGAUUUACACACUCAUCUAGUCUAAGUUGUAGAGUUAGAAAAAUUCGGCAAUCUGUGCACAGCUUUCUUUUGGUUGGCAGAUAUUCAGGACUAUGGAGUACUGCUCUCAUAACUGAAUAUGUGUUUGUUACUGGCAGACAGCCUUAAAAGAGGCUUUUACCUCCAUGAUGCCUCCUCACCCCAGACUGAAGCAAGAGCCUAGAGAGGUGCUAUGGUCUAUUUAGGGACCUGAAAGAGGGUACGAAGUCUAGAGACAGAAAACUAGGUCAGCCCUCAGAAGCAGCAGCAGCCUGCUGGGCAGCAGGUCUCUCCUGUCUGCAGUGCCUGGUAUCUGAGACUGGAGCUCCCCUGUCCUUGCUCUGUUAUAAGGUGAGAAAAACACCUCUAUGUAUCACAGGCACACCCGGGUACCAGAGGCAGACAUGCCAGCAAGAUGACAGACCCAGCAGCAGGUCCUCAGGUGAUGGAACCCACUUCUUGGUCCCAGGGAAUGUCACCCAAUGUUGAGUUGUAACUUUGUCCUCCUCCCAACCUCAUCGCCACUUUUUUUCUAUUAGGGCAGGACUCUCCCAUAAGCCUGAUAAAAACAGAAAUCAUACCUCUUACAAAUUUUACCUCAGUAGCCCGGGAUGCAGUUUGGAAUAUUGAUUUGAAUUCCUGCUUAGAUAUUGGACAAGAAUUUAAGAGUGUUCCAUCUCUCCUAGUCUUAAGAAAAGACACUUGGUAAAAUAUGUAGGUUUUGUAGGAAGAAAAAAAUAUCAAAUUUCUUAUCCCAAAAAAUAUAAGAGUCUUAGACACCAGGACUCUGAUAUUUUCUUCAUAAAAUACAAACCAAUUGGUUUCUAGGAUUCUUUCUCUGUCCUUCAAACAUGCCUCAAGAAAGAAAAAAAGAGGGUGGGGGUAUUAGAGUGAACUCUAUAAUUUUACAUAAAAAUCUGCCUUUCGUGCUUUUUCUCCAGAAGGCAUUCUCAGAGCUUUAUUCCUUUGUACCUGUUAGAAAUUGAUCUUUUUGUUAAAUUGCUUAAAACCCCAAUCAAAAAAUAAGGCAUGGUUGGUCGGUGGGAAUCUGUAUUCAAAGGCAUAGUAAGAAGGUGGCUGGAAGCUUAAGGGUGGAUUUCUGGACCAUAGUGUGCCUCUGUGAAGCUGGAUGAGGCAGCAAAUGCCCCAGAAUAAGCCUUUUGGAAUUUCAUGAAUGAGCUCUGUGAACUGCCUUUUGCCAAUAAAUGGAUGCAUUCUUCCAAGAGGGAAAAAUGGCCUUGACUUCAGCAGUCACCUUUUGGUAUAUCUCUGGAAAAAAAAAAAAAAAAA
Castor canadensis (American beaver) is the source of this 5100-nucleotide messenger RNA. The record is from RefSeq and is a predicted model, not a curated record. NCBI's taxonomy places the organism in Eukaryota, Metazoa, Chordata, Mammalia, Rodentia, Castoridae.